AAAUCGCCUACCACGCUAGUCGAUUGCCAGAAUUUUGAAAUCCUUAAAUUUUCGGCUUAAGUUUUUUAAAAUCCAUAUUUUUCAGAUAGUGAAAUGGCUCGUAUGCAAUGGCGGAAAUUCCGCUUCUUCGAGAAAGAAGACCGUGUUAUUUCGGAUCCCAGUCUUGUGGACGGUCUAAAGCAGAUAUCUUUAACGUGCACUGCCAGUGGAAAAGGAUGUAUUUGCCUUGGAGCUGACGAUGGAACUAUCCAUCUGUUUGAUCGUGGUUUUGAACGCACUAGCUUUCAAGCGUUUUCGGGAAAUGUAAAGUCUAUGCAGCAAUUGAAAAUGACCAACCUUCUUAUUGCUAGUGGAAGAGAGGCGAAUUCGUCACUCGAUAUGAUCAAAGUUUACAAUCUUGACAAAAUUGAUGUAAACGGACAGCCGGUGUGCAUGCGAAGCUUGAAAGUCAACCCGAGUAAAGAUGCAAACCCAUCAAAUAGUUUGACCUGCUUUGUUGUUCACGAAAAUCUGACACUUUUAGCAGCAGGGUUUUCCGAUGGAGUGAUUGUUCUUUUCAAAGGAGAUGUCACGAAAGAGAAUAGCGGAAAGUUCAAAGUCGUUGAACAUAGGCCAAGUGACGGGAUCACCAAUUUGGUUUUUAGCCAAGCUGUGCAGGGGAUCAACUUGUACAUGACAACUUUGACAAAAGUUUGGUCGUAUGUUAUUGAUGCAAAAUAUGAGCUUGUGCAGAAAUUAGAGAACGAGAAGGGUUGCCCCGAAAAAUGUGCUGUGUUGAGCGACACAUCUCAAGACAAUCAACUAGUGACCGGAAUUUCAGAAGCAGUUUAUUUCUACAGCAUGGAUGGAAAAGGCCAAUGUCUGGCCUUUGAAGGAGAGAAAACUAUUUUGGUGUGGCAUAAAAAUUACCUCAUCACAGUGACAAAAGAUAACUUAGUUCCCCUACACGGAGGAAAAGAGUUUGCCAGGGCUGCCCUUACACCUGUUCGAGACAUGUUCACCGUUAAUGUGUAUGAUGUCGCAAAUAAGUACAUUGCUUUCGCUGUGAAAAUGACAGGUAUAAAAGGCGUAGUUUGUGAGUGGGGCUCGAUCUUUCUGAUCGGGGUGAACAAUUCUGUCAGUCAGCUGCGAGAACUGGAUACGCAAAAGAAAUUGGACAUUCUGUUUAGUAAGAACCAGUUUGACAUGGCCAUCAGUCUAGCAAAAACACAACAGUACGAUAAGGAAGGAUUAACAGAUAUUUUCAUGCAAUACGGUGAUUAUCUGUAUCAAAGAGGUGACUUUGAUGGAUCGGUCCAGCAGUACAUCAAGACCAUCGACCGAUUGGAGCCCAGUUACGUGAUCAGAAAAUUUCUGGACGCCCACAGAAUUCAUAACCUUACAACAUAUCUGCAACAACUGCACAACGAGAAAAAAGCGAAGGCCGAACAUACAACGCUUCUGCUGAACUGCUACACGAAGCUGAAAGAUGAUACCCAGUUGAAUAACUUCAUUGGGUCCAAAGACGAAAAGAGCUUCGAUGUGCACACUGCUAUUAAGGUCUGCAGAGAAGCCCAGUAUUAUGAUCACGCGCUGCGUUUGGCGAGUAUCAAACACGAGCACCAAUGGUAUGUCCGGAUCUUGCUGGAAGAUCUAAAGAAAUACGAGGAUGCGCUAACUUAUCUGAGCCAGCAAAGUUUUGAAGUAGUCAAAAAUAAUUUAAUGGAUUAUGGCAAAAUACUUGUGGAUUCGUUGCCAAAAAAGACCACCGACUUGUUGAAGACGCUAUGCACAAAUUUUGGUACAGAUCGUGAGACUCUGCAACCUUUGCGUGCCGAUCCUACAGACUACAUUAAACUAUAUGUAAUGCAACCAGAUUACUUGGUUGAGUUUUUGGAAUACAUGACUCAAAAUGUGCCAAAUUUGAGUCCAACAGUAUACAACACGUUGUUCGAACUCUACCUGAAACAGUAUACUGAUUCCAUAAUACGUGAAACCCAGAGCACAAGCUCGUCUGAUAGUAUGGAAAGAAAAUCAACCCAAGUUGAAAGUAAAGCCAUGACGCUACUCAGGGACUCUAAAGCUCCCUAUGAUAUGGACCAUGCAUUGAUUUUGUGCCAAAUGCAUGAUUUUAGAGAGGGUAUUUUGUACCUCUAUGAAAAGGCUCAUUUGUACAAACACAUUGUGAAAUACCAUAUGGAUCAUUUAGAGUUUGAUAAGGUUAUUGAGAUGUGCAAAGCACAUGGCGACAAGGAGCCUAGUCUGUGGAGAGAUGCGCUAAUAUUCUUUGGAAAACACGAAAGAUCAGAUGGUAUGGGAGAGAACUUGAAGUACAUUUUGAAAGUGAUCGAGGAGCGAGAACUUCUCUCGCCACUUCUGGUUGUCCAAAGUUUAGCUCAAAACACGGAUGUUAAAGUAGGAGUGUUGAAAGAAUAUCUGACAAGAAAGUUCAAACAGGAAUCAAAUCUAAUUGAGGAAGAGGAAUCACAAAUAUCGAAGUUGAAAGUAGAAAUUGAGAACUCGAAACAGCGAAUCAAUAACGUGAAAACGAAACCUCAACAGUUUCCCGAGAAGAGUAAGUGUUCAACGUGUGCACAGGAUUUGUACAAUCCGAGUGUCCAUUUCUACUGUCGUCAUUCGUACCAUCAACAUUGCUUUGAGUCUUACUCUGAGAAUGACCAGUGUCCACUGUGCGUGGCGAAUAAUCAGAGGUUCAACGAACAGUGGAUGUCGAUGAACAAUAGAUCCCAUCUGCAGGAGGAGUUUCAUCUCAAGCUGUCCAACUCAUCGUCCGAUGGAUUUUCACUGGUGUCUCAGUACUUCGGAUUUGGAGUUUUCAAUGAUCAGAAGUGAUUUGUGUUAAUCAAUAAAUAAAAAUCGUAUCUAUUCUCGAAUAAACUGUAAAAUUAUAUAAUUAGAUUAGUUAAAUGACAUGCCUAUUCUUAUAUGGUAAAAAUUUACAUUAUUCCACCUUU
Molecule: messenger RNA, 2954 nt
Organism: Symsagittifera roscoffensis
Lineage: Eukaryota; Metazoa; Xenacoelomorpha; Acoela; Convolutidae
Product: vacuolar protein sorting-associated protein 11 homolog
Exons: 3
Coding region: 94-2832 (912 amino acids)
Biological process (GO): endosome organization; intracellular protein transport; vacuole organization
Cellular component (GO): HOPS complex; endosome
Molecular function (GO): protein binding; protein-macromolecule adaptor activity
Source: RefSeq, a predicted model, not a curated record